This is a messenger RNA of Opisthocomus hoazin, 2165 nucleotides long. NCBI's taxonomy places the organism in Eukaryota, Metazoa, Chordata, Aves, Opisthocomiformes, Opisthocomidae. The record is from RefSeq and is a predicted model, not a curated record.
AUGGGCAGACAUGAAGUGACAGAAUCUUCAUUUCCUCAGGAAACCAGGCUAAAAAUACUGUCUUCAGAGUUCAGCUUUUUCCACGAAGAUGCACAGUUCCCUGGAGGCCCAGCCAAGUCAGCGGACGCAGGUGGCAGUAGCACCUCUGUGUCCCAGGCGACACCUUUGCCCAUCGCAUCUGUCAUUGCCCUUCCCACGCCAGCUCUUCCUUUCAGCUGGGAGGCUCUGCCGUUGCCCAGAUCUUUGGGUCUGAGCCCUGAACCGGAGCCCACCAGGGAGGAUGGUGAAAGCGCUUCGGGUGGGAGUGGUGGCCACCAGUGCUGUGCUGGGGAUGUUGCAGACAGAUCAGAACAGCCCCCGUUCUGGCGGCUCGUACGGAUGCUGUGCUCUCACAGCCCGCUGCGUUCCGGCAGCCUGGCAGGGCUGGCACCUGGUGAGCUCUGGGCUGUUGCUCUGCCUUCCCUUCUGCGCUGGUUCCUUGCUUUGGCCUCAGCCUGCUCUGUUCUCCCGAGAGUCUGCGCUGCAGUGGCUGCCGGCCUUGCAGGAUUGACUGAUACCUUUGUCGACCCAGGCAAAGUUCUGUCGGUGGGGUCAGCUCGGGACAUCCUCUUUCUUCUGUACCCCACUGCCACUGCUCGUUCCUCUCUGUCUCCCGCUUUUUCACUGCUUAAGCAAGCUGGCCCAGAUGGAAGCUGUGCGAUGCUGAAUUCUCGCAGCGGGGAGGCAGCCCUGGAUCGGCCAGCAGAUGCAGUACUGAGCGCCUGUUUUGCUGUAAGGCCGGAGCUGUGUCUCAAAGCCGGGAACCUUUUUGAAAAGAAUGCAGCUCCAAUUUUGCACUUAUCUGGCUUGGAUGUAACUGUGGUUAAGACUGAUUAUGAGGGACAAGCAAAAAAGCUGCUGGAAUUGAUGGAAAACACAGAUCUGAUCAUUAUUGCAGGAGGAGAUGGCACAGUACAAGAGGUCAUAACUGGACUUCUCCGCAGAGCAGAUGAGGCUGUCUUCAGCAAGACUCCUAUAGGAUUCAUACCUCUUGGGAAGACCUGCACUCUGAGCCACACGCUCUACCCUGAGAGCACGAACCAAGUCCAACUUAUUACUAAUGCUACAUUGGCCAUUUUGAAGGGAGAGACAGUUCAACUUGAUGUCUUGCAGAUCAAGGGAGAAAAGGAACAGCCUGUGUUUGCAGUGACUGGUUUAAGAUGGGGAUCUUACAGAGAUGCGGGAGUUAAAGUUAGCAAGUACUGGUACCUUGGGCCUCUGAAAACCAAAGCAGCUCACUUUUUCAGUACGUUUAAGGAAUGGCCUCAGAAACGUCAAGGUGCUCUCAUGUAUCUGGGUCCAACUGAGAGACCUCCAGAAGAGCCAGAGGAGAAAUCAUCCAGACCUCCUUUGUAUGUGCGGAUUUACAGACGACUGCGGUUAUACUGGUCAUCUCCUCCAAAAGAAAUCCCCCAGGAGGUAGCCCCGGAGGACUGGGAAGAACUGAAGCUAUCCACCAUAGAGCUUACCAUUGCAACUCGGAACAGGCAGCUUGAUCUGACACGCACUGAAGACUUCAUGGAUAUUUGCAUUGAGGCAGACGCUGUCAGCAAAGGACAGUUUGUAAACAGAGGAAGUCAGAAGAUGCGUGACCCACAUACGUGCCCUGAAGGGAGUCAGUGCAUCCAAGCCAGCAGAUGCAUCUUGCAGCUUCCAGAGGGCACCGAGGGGUCCUUUGGCAUUGACAAUGAGGAGCAUGAAGCUAUGCCUGUGGAGGUGAAGCUGCUGCCCCGGAAACUCCGGUUCUUCUGCGACCCCAGCAUGAGAGGGCCGAUGCUCCGCGCAGCUGUACACUGAGAGUUCAUGUCAAAGGGGACAGUGUCUACCAGUCUUACCAGGGUCUCUUCAAGACACACAAGACCCAACUGACUUGAUUAACCCCACCAGACUAAUAAGCCAUUUGGCUAUUUUUAUGCGCAAGGUACUUCCAUUGGAAGUGGCUGAUUUGCCAAGUCUCAGAGGGGUUAAAAAUGCAACUGAAAAUUCUGGAAAAUGCGUAUUAACUUGAUGGCAUCUUUUUUUUUUUUUUCCCCAAAGAAGUCAUCCGUGUUCCACUUACAGCACUGCAGGCUGAGUGCUGUGUGCCAGAUGCUACUGCUUUAAUGCAAAUGUAUAUUAAAAUAAAA